AUUCCCCAGUGUCCUAUGCUCUGAGCCUAUAACAGCCAUACAACAGUAUCACACAAUCUUUCCUAAGGCUUGGGGGUGAGAGGAUAUGUGAAACACCAAAUCAGUGCCGUGUUUCUUGGCCCAGGAGCACAGGCUCAAUACCACAAUGCAGGACUUGACUUUCAAGGCUCAGGAUGGCAUUAGAAGCAAUGGAAUGGUUUACAGGGUAUGUCUCCAGCCACCCAAUAGAUGCUUCCACUACGGUAAACACAUAGCACUUGCCUUGGCAGGUUCAGAGUGUGGUCUAGAACAGUCAGUCUGCCAGGCCUCACCAUACUGAUAUCCCAGACAGCUCCCUCCCUCUGCUCCAAGGAGACUUUACUCACAUGGGUCACUUGGUUGCAGUGUAAGGGGCCCACCCCUCAAUCACAGGACCAUUUUUUCAUUGUAACUCUCCCAGUUAUGGCCCUUAUCUUGAAUUCUUCAUGCAUUUUUGUCCUGUUUUCUCCCCAUGUCCUGUAGAGGAGGGGGGUGUAAGUGGCUCAGUGGGCAUCUGGCUGCUGGCCAAGGUUAACCCACCACAGUCCUUUUUCUGGUACCCAACGUGAGGUAUGCAGAUUUCAUCCAGUAACGCCCUAAUCUGCAGUCAGAUGCUGCUGGCCUAGGUCAAUCCAGCACAACCCAAACCUUUAAGACAUUUCUCAUAGCUGGAGAAGGCUUUUGCCCAGAGCAAAGGUCAGGCUUGCCUCAGGUGACCUCUUGACUGAGUUUUUGACUGUAAUAUCAGCAGAACAAAAUGCAAAGCUGCUGAGAAAUGCAUGUGACUAGCACUUCUGCCCAACAAGGACAAGACAGCCUAUCAAGGUGUUGAACACAUUCAGUGAAACUUGGUUAAAUGAAUAAUCUUUUAAAUCAACCUUUGCCCAAUCAAAGUCCAGCCUUACUUAUAGGUACAGCCACAGGAGAAACACUAAAAGAGAACCCCUGGGAAGGCUACUCUACAUAGAUAUACAGAGAUGACUUCUGUCCACCAGCCCCGAGAAUGCAAAGUGACCAAAAAGCCCCAAAAGACCUACGGAUUCUACUUGCGCAUCGAGAAAGACACGGCAGGGCACAUCAUCCGCAACGUGGAGCAGAACAGCCCAGCCGAAAAGGCUGGCUUGAAGGAUGGAGACAGAGUCCUCAGGGUUAAUGGUGUGUUUGUAGACAAGGAGGAACACGCACAGGUGGUGGAGUUAAUCAAAAACAGUGGGAAUUCCAUUGUACUUCUUGUUCUGGAUGACACAUCCUAUCACAAGGCACAAAAGGAGGGAGUGAACCUGGAAGAGCUGGCUCAAAAGGCAUCAACAGGACAGCAGGAGGAGCAGUCCCCACCAUCCAUGGCCACUGCAGUUCCACAACCCCGGCUCUGCUACCUCGUGAAGGAGGAGAAAGACUAUGGCUUCUCCCUGAAAACCACAGAAGGACAGAAGGGGUUGUUCAUAGUAGAGCUUUCACCACAAGGAGCAGCUGCAAAGGCUGGUGUCCAAAAUAACGAUCGCCUGAUUGAAAUCAAUGGGGAAAACGUGGAAAAUUACACACACGAGGAAGUGGUGGAAAAGGUAAAGAAGUCUGAAAAUCAUGUUAUGUUUCUACUUUCAAAUGAAGAAACAGACCGUUAUUUCACAAGCCAGAAGAAGGUACUGAGCAAGGAGAGCGCCAGCCUAGGAUUGCUUCCCCUCAGACCACGGCUCAUUGAGAUCCAGAAAGGGAACAGCGGUUACGGAUUUUAUCUACGGAUGGAACAAAAUACUGGUGAUCACAUAAUCAAGGAUGUAAAUUCCGGGAGCCCGGCGGCCACGGCGGGUCUCAAGGACAAUGACAUCUUAGUGGCCGUCAACGGAGAGCAAGUGGAUGGUCUGGACCAUGAAAGCGUAGUGGGAAAAAUCAAGCAGUCUGAGGCCAAAACCACACUGCUGGUCGUGGAUAAGGACACUGAUGCCAUGUAUAAACUGGCUCAAAUUUCCCCCUUCUCAUACUACUACAAAGCACAGGAUUCAACUCCAGCUAAAGUGGAAGAAAGAGUGGAGUUGCACACUGAGCAGAAAGUGAACCACAAGCCAAGAAUCUGCAAGAUGGUGAAAGGGCCUGGUGGAUUUGGUUUCAGUUUAAACAUGAUCAAGAACAAGCCUGGACUGUUCAUCAGUGAGGUACGGAACGACGGGCCAGCUGACAGGGCAGGUGUACAAAACGACGACUUCUUGGUGGAAGUGAAUGGAGUAAACGUGAUCGGUGAAUCCUACGACAAAGUGGUGGUAAGAAUCCAAAACGGUGGUGACAGACUAACACUGCUGGUGUGCAGCAAAGAUGCUUACAGGUACUUCCAAGGCCAGAACAUUCCCAUCACAGCCUCGAUGGCAGAUCCAGCCCAUGACACUCCUGAACCUCCUGCUUACACAGAAAACCACCUGCCAGAGCCAGAGAGAAACUCACCCGAACCAAGGGAAAGGGCAGACUCAUCCUCCUCUUCACAAUCAGAUGCCUCCACAAGAGCUGCCAGUUACAACAAUGAUGACACAAAGUUGUGAGGAGACAACAACAAAAAAGAAACCACCUAAAUCUUUCUUCAGUAAUUUUUUGCUACUACACCUCCCAGAACUUGCUUAUUCCAAGGAGUGCCGUGCCUGCAAAGGACUGCAAUCUCUUUCUGAAAUAAACACUUCAGUGUAACUUGCAUCCCUUUAACACCCUGCAAUUGUACCUCAUUGGCUUUCUGUCCUGUAAAGUGGGCAGUUACUCACUUACUGAUGAAAAGGCUUAAAUAACUACAAGGAUAUAAUUAAGGACUGCAGUAGAAGACAUAAACAUUUUAUAGAUUUGUAAGUAUCUCAGCCUUUUAAAGGUAAGCUCUUAAUAUAGAGCAACUGAUUUCUCCCCAACUCCCAGGGGAGGCAGCUCUCCCCCUAAUCCAAGUCCAUCAGCUCCAUCCCAGUGUCAACUCUGCUGUACUCCCAGUAAUACAACUGCUGUGAAGUGGAACAAGCUGAUGUACUCCAGGCAUUUUGGUGCUUCUUCCUGCUAACAUUGCAGAAAUCCCUUUCAAACACUAAGCUCACUUUGUGAUUCGUAACUCGAGAUAGUUAAGCACCCUUCUCUCUCCUCUGCUGUGGAUCAUGGUGGUUAGAAUAGCAUAACAUAAUUCAGUCAUGCAGGUUUGUCUAACCCCAAGUCAAAGCCACUUUGACCUUGAUGUGACACAAAUGGCUCUGUAAUACUGCUGCUGUUAUAC
Molecule: messenger RNA, 3247 nt
Organism: Myiozetetes cayanensis
Lineage: Eukaryota; Metazoa; Chordata; Aves; Passeriformes; Tyrannidae
Gene: PDZK1
Product: PDZ domain containing 1
Exons: 9
Coding region: 996-2546 (516 amino acids)
Biological process (GO): protein localization to plasma membrane
Cellular component (GO): apical plasma membrane
Molecular function (GO): protein-membrane adaptor activity; signaling receptor binding
Source: RefSeq, a predicted model, not a curated record